AGAGAGAUAAGAGGUUUACGUCAGGUUUCCUCUCAGAUUGAAUCGGGGCUCGCUGCACCUUAGUCCCUGCGCUGGUUCUGACACUUCUGAAUGUUACACCAGCUGCUACUUUUCCAGCGCCUGUUUGGGGCACCAAAAAUAAGAGCAAACUGAUAAUAGGAUUGGGAGAGAGGACAGAGGUGACACAGAUGAUGAAUGAGGAUGAGGUGAACAAGCUCAUCCAGCGAUGGAGAGACAGUCCUGAGGACAAUCUGAAACCAGAGGACUACCAGCAGUUCAAAGAUUUGGCAUGUCUCACUCAGGUAGACAGCGAGUACUUCCUGACACUCCUUCAAGAUGAGAAAAACCAGAGUAUGGUGAAAUACAUGGGCUGUGUUCUCUUGACCCCUCUCAUGGAGAAAGUACUGGAAAAGGACAAGAGUUGUGACCAGAUCCAAGCAGCCAUCACACACGUGACCACAACGUGCAGACCUCAUGAAGUCCUGGAGAACUUGAUCGUAGUCGUCGAAGAUGCUGAUCCAGACGCUAUUUCAGAGACAUUGGUGGCAAGUGUCCCACAUCUGCAGACAGGGUUGCUGAGGCUGGAGGAAGGUCGAGCUUCCUCACUGGGCACGGUUCUGUCCGUUCUGCACAAGCAGCUGACUCGACUGCCGGUGCCGUACACCGAGCAGCAAGAGGCGGAUGAUGAGUUUGGUGUUUGCCGCUGUUGCACCGCCUUGACCUCUUUCACAAAGCCCUUCCUGGAGGAGGUGAGGAGCAAUGGUGGGAAUCACCAAGAGAUGAAGCUGGAACUGCUCAACUUCUGCAUUAGGAGCCUCAGGGAACCUUUGCUUGAAGCUGAACUGACUCCACAAAGAGACUCCCCCUUGUGGCUCUUUGCAUCACACAUCAUGGUCACUCUAGAGGCCAUCAAUCAAUCCAUCACAGAGCUCCUCUUCUUCAGCACAAAACAGAGAAACAUCCAGAUGGACAAAAGUCAGUUAGCAGAGUCCAAAGGCUGUCUGGCGUAUCUUCUGUUUGUCAGGCUCCUGGCCAUGGAAUGCAUCCCGACAGUGCUCAGCCCAGAAUUUAUUCUUCAGUGCAACGUGGAAUACAUCCAUCAGCUGCUUAGCAGCAAAAGGGAGUCACAUUUGCUCAAAGGACUGGCACUGUUUGAAAGAUGCUUGGAGAGAGUGCACGACAACAGCUUGGCAGUCAACCUGCUGGAACUGAAGAGCUUCUACCACGUAAAGCAGAGUCUGCUGCAAGUCCUGACUGAUUGUCCCAUGCAACACUUGAGAGAAAGUGGAGAGAAGGUUCUACAGCUGCUUAUCCACAAAUUAGAAGCUGAAGCAAAGCACAAGUUAUUUAGAUACCUGUUAGAGACCAGCAAGCAUCCAGGAGUGCAAUGCUACAUUGUGAAGAACAUACAACAUCAAGUGGAAUCCUCCAUGAAGCUGGGCAACGCCACAGGAUGCUUCUUAGGGGCGGAGCUGCUCCCGCUGUUGGGCCUGGUUUUAACGUUAGCUAAUGGUGCAGAGACUGAUCUGCUUCACAACAAGGACAAGAUAAUGGCCAGUCUGAACCUCCUGUGCUACCUUCUGAGCAGAGACAAAGCCCUAAGCAGCAAUGCAGCCGUGUGGGAAGAUGUGAGCAGGAUGCGAGACGAGUACACACGGAUGCUGCGCGUGUGCAUCACUAUGUCCAGAUCUUAUUACAUGGCUGAGCUGAAGGCGCUGAGAGAUGAUCACAGGCUAAAAGCCAGAGGUAGAAGGCCAGAGCAUCUACUGGCACAUGCCUUCAAAUCUCCACAGUCAAACCGGGGAAUUUAUCCAAAAGGUCCCCAGAGGUACAGCAUCAGGUGCUGCAAAGUGCUCUGGUGACGUUUGACCUAAUGGAGAGCCUCAUUGUCCGCACAGAGGAAAGUAUCCCCAACAAACUGCUUUAUUUGUGUGAGCAAUAAAACAAUUAGAAGUGUGAAAGGUUUAGAUUAAGUUUCUGAGCAUGUCCCACACAGAGCUUCUUUCAAGGAUGUGCGUGCGAGCCAGAGCCAUUUGGUGCUGGAUACGCUCGACAUGAGGCUUGCUUGUGGCCUGUGGAUGAAGAUGCAUGAUACUAACCUGCGCAGGUUUCCCUGUCCCUACUGGCCGCCAUUCUGCUCACCUUUGCAAUGGUCAGCAUUCCUUUGAGAAUCUCUGUGUUGUUUCGCACAGGCAAGACCCUGGGGUUGCUGCCGAAGAAGCUGGAAGACAAAAGAAAUAAACAAGUAGAACCUUUAUUUAUGAACUGAAGUAGUGCUUGAUCAGGGUUGUGUGAAAAGAAGAGUUUGCAUAUUUUAGCACAUUUCUCCAUAGGAAAGUUUAUACACUUCAAACACAAUGUAUAUUAUAUUAUUUAUUAAACACGUUCCAACAAUUACUAGCUGAACGGUCCUCAUUUGCAGAAGCUCUACCGACACAUAUAAUUGGCUAAAAUUACCAUUUGGUUUGCACUUGUUAUAUUUCAUACAUAAAAAUGCAUACAUCUGCAAAAAUGCCAAGGGAAGGCAUG
Messenger RNA from Nerophis ophidion (straightnose pipefish), 2529 nucleotides. Its product is annotated as glomulin-like. The transcript has 18 exons. Gene Ontology annotation, cellular component: cytoplasm. The coding region runs from base 189 to 1862 and encodes 557 amino acids. Lineage: Eukaryota; Metazoa; Chordata; Actinopteri; Syngnathiformes; Syngnathidae. Gene Ontology annotation, molecular function: ubiquitin-protein transferase inhibitor activity. The record is from RefSeq and is a predicted model, not a curated record.